AGCCGACACGCAGCACCAGCUAAAACCGUACGGCGUAGAGCGUUCUGUGGCCACGAUUAAUCCAGAUUCUUCUGAUUCCAAUUUACCGGGAGCCUACAAAAAAGAAAGAUGAGAUAAAUCUGCGGGAAGAUGUGUGAAGCCCAGACGAGGGCAGAGGGGAGUAAACCAGCUGAAACAAGGUAACCGUUCACGUGUGUGUCUGCGGCCGUCAUGGACGAGCACGCCCUGCUGGGGCUAAACCCCAACGCCGACGCCACCUACAGGCAGCGGGCGCUUGCAUAUUUUGAGCAGCUCAAGGACUCCCAGGAUGCCUGGCAGGUGUGCGCGGAGGCCCUGGUCAAAGGGCUUUACAAUGAUGACCAUGUGAAAUUCUUCUGCUUCCAAGUUCUGGAACAUCAAAUCAAGUUCAGACAUGGGGAGCUCAGUGCAGUCCAGCAGCAGCUGAUCAGAGAAACUCUGAUGAAAUGGCUUCAGUUACAGCUGAAUGCCCAGCCCGAGAAAGCCUUCAUCCGAAACAAGGCGGCGCAGGUAUUUGCCCUGGCCUUCGUGACGGAGUACCUCACUCAGUGGCCCAAGUUCUUUUUCGACAUCCUUGCCCUGAUCGGGCUGAACCCGCGGGGUGUAGACCUCUACCUGCGCACCCUCAUGGCCAUCGAUGCCGAGGUGGUGGACCGCGACAUCCUCCACUCGUCCGAGGAGACCCGCAGGAACACCCUGAUCAAGGACACCAUGCGUGAGCAGUGUAUCCCCAGCCUGGUGGAGUCCUGGUACCAGAUCCUGCACACCUUCCAGCACUCUCACUUUGAGCUGACCUGCCAGUGCCUGGAGGUGGUGGGGGCCUAUGUCUCCUGGAUCGACCUCAACCUCAUCGCCAAUGACAGGUUUGUGAACCUGCUGCUGAGUCACAUGUCUGUGGAGGUCCUGAGAGAGGAGGCCUGCGACUGCCUGUUUGAAAUCAUCAACAAGGGCAUGGACCCUGUCGACAAGACCAAGCUGGUGGAGUCCCUGUGCCAAGUGCUGCAGACCGCUGGCUUCUUCAACGUGGAGCAGGAGGAGGAUGUGGACUUCCUGGCCAAGUUCUCCAAGCUGGUGAACGGGAUGGGCCAGUCCCUGGUGGUGAGCUGGACCAAGCUGACAAAGGCGGGAGACCUGAAGAGCAGUCAGGAGACCCUGCAGGCUGUGGAGGCCAAGGUUCCCCUCAUGCUGCGGCUGCUGGUCCACGAGGACGACGACAUCUCCGCCAACAUCGUGGGCUUCUGCUACGACUACCUGCACGUCCUCAAGCAGCUUCCACUACUCACAGACCAACAGAAAGCCAACAUUGAGGCAAUCAUGGUAGCUGUCAUGAAAAAACUGACAUACGAUGAUGAGUACAACUUUGAAAACGAGGGGGAGGAUGAAGCUAUGUUUGUGGAGUACAGGAAGCAGCUGAAGCUGCUCUUGGACCGUCUGGCCCAGGUGUCUCCAGAGCUGCUGCUGGAUUCAGUUCGCAGGGUCUUCAACACCACCAUGCAAAGCUGGCAGACAGUUCCCUUCAUGGAGGUGGAGGUGGCGAUUCGGCUGCUGUACAUGCUGGGGGAGGCGCUGCCGGCCCACCAGGGGGCGCACUUCUCUGGGGACGUGGCCAAAGCCAGCACCCUGCAGGACAUGAUGCGGACGCUGGUCACCUGUGGAGUCAGCGAGUACCAGCACACCUCGGUGACGCUGGAGUUCUUCGAGACGGUGGUCCGUUAUGACAAGUUCUUCAUCGUGGAGCCCCAGCAUAUUCCUAAUGUCCUGAUGGCAUUCCUGGAUCAGCGGGGCCUCAGGAAUGGCAGCCCCAAAGUGCGGAGCCGGGUGGCCUAUCUCUUGUCCCGAUUCGUCAAGACCCUGCAUAAGCACAUGAAUGCUUAUAUUGAGGACAUUCUGAACAGGAUCCAGGACCUGCUGGAGCUCUCGCCCCCGGAGAAUGGCUACCCGACGCUGCUGACCAGCGAUGACCAGUUGUUUGUGUUCGAGACGGCGGGGGUGCUGAUCGUGGGCAGUGAGUGUGCGGCAGAGAGAAAGCAGGCUCUGAUGAGGAACCUGCUGACGCCACUGAUGGAGCGCUUCAAGUUGCUGCUGGGGAAACUGCUGCAGGAGCAGGAUGAGGAGAGGCAGGCCGCGCUGGCCGACUGCCUCAACCACGCCGUGGGCUUCGCCAGCCGCACCAGUAAGGCCUUCAGCAACAAGCAGACGGUGAAGCAGUGCGGCUGCUCGGAGGUGUACCGCGACUGCCUGGAGACCUUCGUGCCUGCGCUGAGCUGCCCUGUCCAGAGGGAGGCGCUGCGGAGCGGCGUGCGCACCUUCCUGCACCGCAUGAUCAUCUGCCUGGAGGAGGAGGUGCUGCCCUUCAUCCCCGCCGCCUCCGAACACAUGCUGAAGGACUGCGAGGCCAAAGACCUGCAGGAGUUCAUCCCCCUCAUCAACCAGAUCACUACCAAGUUCAAGGGCCAGGUAUCCCCGUUCCUGCAGCAGGUGUUCAUGCCGCUGGUGCAGGCCUUCUUCCAGGUGCUGGCCCAGCCGGCCGAGGAGAACGACCAGACGGCCGCCCUGGAGAAGCAGAUGCUGCGCAGGAGCUACUUUGCCUUCAUCCAGACCAUCACCAGCAACGCCAGCGUGAACGAGGUCAUCGCCAACCAAGGGGCGGAGAACAUCGAGCGGGUGCUGUUUACCAUCAUCCAGGGAGCGGUGGAUUUCCCCGACCCUGUAGCCCAGAGGACCUGCUUCAUCAUCCUCUCCAAGCUGGUGGAGCACUGGGGAGGUAAAGACGGUUUGGUCGGGUUCCCUGACUUCAUCUACAAACACAUCGUCCCAGCGUGCUUCCUGGCCCCGCUGAAGCCGACCUUUGAUCUGUCAGAUGCCCAGACCAUCCUGACUUUGUCAGAGUGUGCCCUCACAUUGAAAAUGAUCCAUAUCAAAAGGGGACCAGAGUUCAUUCAGUAUCUACAACAAGAGUACUUACCUUCUCUGCAGGUCACCCCUGACAUCACACAGGAACUGUGUCAAGUGCUUCAGCAACCGGAUUCCAAGGUUCUCAAAAAUUACAUAAAGGCAUUCUUUCAGCGCGCCAAACUGUAAAACGGGAAGCGGAGGAAGGAGAAUGAGAGGAAAACAGGAACGAGAAGAAAGUGGUUGUCGGUGCCAUUUAAAAAAAAAAAAAAAACAAAACCCAACAAGGUUUAGCAUAGGAGUUGCUUUUGCACUUAAAAUUUUGCGUAAAAAGCCGUCCUGUGUGGGGAAAGAGCAGGGAAGGGGUACAGACCGAGGACACAUGGUAAUGGGAGGAGCCACUGGUCCCCUGUGGCCAUGCCCCCUCGAGGCCCAGCCCAAUCAGACGAGUGCACGGCUGAGGAUUGGCAGGUCGUUGCCAUGCAGGAGCAGUA
Messenger RNA from Megalops cyprinoides (Indo-Pacific tarpon), 3404 nucleotides. It is a transcript of the gene xpot, whose product is annotated as exportin, tRNA (nuclear export receptor for tRNAs). The record is from RefSeq and is a predicted model, not a curated record. The transcript has 25 exons. NCBI's taxonomy places the organism in Eukaryota, Metazoa, Chordata, Actinopteri, Elopiformes, Megalopidae. Gene Ontology annotation, cellular component: nuclear matrix; nuclear pore; cytoplasm. Bases 211 to 3099 code for a protein of 962 amino acids. Gene Ontology annotation, molecular function: small GTPase binding; tRNA binding. Gene Ontology annotation, biological process: tRNA re-export from nucleus.